CUAAUAUUGACGUCUAUGGGUCCUCGUAUGAGGGUGUGUUUACAUUGACGUCACAAUAAAUUGCUGAUAGGAUAAAAUUCUGUAAAACCGCCAACAUGUUCCAUGGGAUACCAGUGACGGGCGGUGUAGGAGGAGCUCCAGUGAAUAAGCCUGAGCUGUAUGAGGAAGUGAAACUAUACAAAAAUGCAAGAGAACGAGAAAAGUAUGACAACAUGGCAGAGUUGUUUGCUGUCGUCAAGACCCUUCAGGCUCUGGAGAAAGCUUACAUCAAAGACUGUGUGACACCUAAUGAAUACACUGCUUCCUGUUCCAGACUUCUGGUUCAGUAUAAGGCAGCUUUCAAACAGGUGCAGGGCUCAGAUGUCGGCUCCAUUGAUGAUUUCUGCAGGAAGUACAGACUUGACUGCCCACUGGCGAUGGAAAGGAUCAAAGAGGAUCGACCAAUCACCAUCAAGGAUGACAAGGGCAACCUGAACCGUUGCAUUGCAGACAUAGUCUCUCUUUUUAUCACCGUGAUGGACAAGUUGAGACUGGAGAUCCGCGCCAUGGAUGAGAUUCAACCAGACCUGAGGGAGCUGAUGGAAACCAUGAACAGAAUGAGCAACAUGCCUCCCGACUCAGAGGCAAAGGAUAAAGUGAACCUCUGGUUGACCACCCUCAGCAGCAUGUCAGCCUCUGAUGAGCUGGAUGAUAACCAGGUGCGCCAAAUGCUGUUUGACCUUGAGUCGGCCUACAACGCCUUCAACCGCUUCCUCCACUCCUCCUAAAACAAUUGUUCUUAGAACUUGAAUUUGUCCUCGCAGAUGUGAAUUUGUGUGUGGAAACAUUUCCCUUUGACAAAUCUCCCACCUCCUUUAUUAUCAUUCUCUCAAUAUUUACUCAUCCCAUGAUUGUGUUGUGGUAAACUGAACUCCGGCCUCUUACGUAACUAUUUGUCUGUCAUAGUGCAGGCUCAUUAUGCUGGGUAUUACCUCAGUCCCUUAAUCAAGAGUUAGAUUGUCUAUUGGCCCCUUUUCUUGCCAGACUUGUGUGAUCAAUCCUAUUCAUAUUGCCCUUAAAACAGUUUACUUCUACCUUUGUACUGUGAUUGAAUAAAGGUCUAAUUUUGUACUUCAGUUUUACAGAAUGUCACUUGAGGAUCUUAUUGUCAUUGGUAAAUUCCGCACAUGAGGACAAGGUUUAACAACUGAAGCCUUUGUAUAGCUCUUUUUUUUAUCUCUUAUGGUUCUUUGGUUUGUUUUCUUUCACGUAAGCAUUUAUUGUCUGAUCAUUACAGUAGCAAAAGCAGCUUCUCCUUAAUCAGUAAGUGUGCUGUAAUAUCAAAGUGUUUGGGCUCAGAGUUGGUUGAUUUACACUUCUUCAAAGCAAGGUGAUGGUUUAUGAUUUGUUUCUCAGUAUAUUUGUUUAAGUCUCUUUCACCCUGUCUCUUGUUAUAACACUCUAAUCUGUAUUUUUCUAUUUAGAGGAUAGGGUUUGGCCACAUUAAGUGGGAAAAAGCGAGGUGGACACAGAUGUGUGUUUUUUUGCUUGCUAAUUUUGUUUCAACCCUCAAACACCAAUAGGGAAAACAUAUUUAUUGAACUUUAUUGCUGUAAAUAAUAGUUUUGAUUUUUAAAUGAAAGCAUGUAACACCUUUUUAGGAAUAAAGUUUAAAAAUUCUACCUCCAA
Sphaeramia orbicularis (orbiculate cardinalfish) is the source of this 1668-nucleotide messenger RNA. It is a transcript of the gene vps28, whose product is annotated as VPS28 subunit of ESCRT-I. The transcript is spliced from 10 exons. The coding region runs from base 96 to 767 and encodes 223 amino acids. The record is from RefSeq and is a predicted model, not a curated record. Gene Ontology annotation, cellular component: ESCRT I complex. Gene Ontology annotation, molecular function: protein-containing complex binding. Gene Ontology annotation, biological process: protein transport to vacuole involved in ubiquitin-dependent protein catabolic process via the multivesicular body sorting pathway. Lineage: Eukaryota; Metazoa; Chordata; Actinopteri; Kurtiformes; Apogonidae.